Spodoptera exigua (beet armyworm) is the source of this 2742-nucleotide messenger RNA. Lineage: Eukaryota; Metazoa; Arthropoda; Insecta; Lepidoptera; Noctuidae. The record is from the annotation of a GenBank genome assembly.
CCGGCCACAGAGCUGCGCACACGCACUAAGCCUCGAGGCCAGUUACUACGCGCGCGUGUGUGUGUGUCAGUGUGAGUGUGAGUGUGAGUAGUGUCAGCAUGGCGCAUAUCCUCGCGCUGCUACUGCUCGCGAGUGUCGGCGCCGGUGUGAGGGCGGAGGAGGCGCGGCCGCGGCGCACGCGCACUGCUGCCGAGCCCGCUGACCGGUGGCGCAGCUUAUUAGCUGAGUACUCGCGCGGCGCCGCCGGCUCCUGGUUCCCGCCCGCCAUCCCCGUGCAGGUGCCGCUCCAAGGUGACAGCAGCGGCCGUGCGUCCCUGUCGGUGCUGGUGGUGCCGGUGCCGUUCCCCGUGGCCGGCCCCGCGCCCCGAGCCGACGCCACCCAAUGCGCAGUCCCAGCCUCGAACCGCGCAAUCGGCGAAAUCGCUCCGCCUGCCUCCGAAGAGGGUUUAAGCCAAACCUCUUUGUAUAACAAAAUCCCAUCGUACAACGAGAUCCCCACACUCCCUCCAUUCACCAGCUCAGUGCCAGCGCGGCCGCCCCCCACCCCGUACGGCCCGCCCGACCUGUCCCCUCCACAGGACAUCGUACACCUCGAGCUGAACGGCGCGCCACCUCCACCUUCACCGCCGCCACUGCGACCCUCGCUCGACCUCCGGCUCGCUAGGAAUGCGCCAUACUUCCCGCCAGUCGCGAACUCGCGGGUGUUAGUUGAACAGUUCCGCGCUCAGAUCGGAGAAGAGCCGAUGUUACCCCCCGUCGUGAUCGACCCUGUGGCCACCGUCAGCACCGACGACUACACUGUGGAAGAAUUGGAAGAGGCCAAGUUUACCAGCCAGGCAGCGCACUCGGCACACGACGCGUCUUCGGGAGCAGCCGGCGACGUGGCGGCGGGAGGCGGCGGCGAGCUGCGAGCCGGCCUGCGCCGCCGGCUGCGCUGCACGCGGCGACGCUCCGUGGCCCACGAUGAAGGGGGCGCGGGGGGCGCGGGGGGCGCGGACGAGGUGCAGGCGCCCCCGCCCCCGCCCCCGCCGCGCUUCGAGCGCUCGCUGUACAUGCGCGCGCGACUCACGGUGCCGCGCGCCGACUACACCGAGCCUUACUCAAUCUGGUGGGACGCGGCGAGCGGCGCGGCGCGCGUGGACUACCACGGCGGCACCACCUCCUCGUACCGCACCAUGCGCCGCGACGGACGCGCGCAGAGUGUCAUGAUCCAUGUCGACCGAUCGGGCGAAUCUGAUGUGCGUCGCUGCACCGUGAUGCCGCCGCGCCGCGUGUCGCUGGCGGAGCGUGCGCUGCCCGCGCUGCCUGACCUGCAGGCUUUCUCCUUCGCGGGGCGCGACGUGCACGGCAACGAGGUGUGGCGCCACACACUGUCGGGGCACAGCGGGGAGCUGGGCGGCGCGCGGGGGGAGGCGCUCACCUUCCGCCACGAGCUGCUGCUGGCGCGCUCCGCCGACAACUACACCACCACGCCGCUGCGGUAUUCCGUGCGAGUGGACAGCUCGGUGCUGGGUCCGGACUGCGACGGGUACAUACACCAGUUCGAUGAAGUCCAAAUACAACAUCACGAUCCUUCUAUGUUCCAUCUUGACAUCGCCGACGCAUGUGAACAAGUCGAAAUCACAGAUAAAAUGGAGAACGUGGAGCCGCUGCGGGAGUUCACAUCGCUGUCCCGGGUGCCGCGCCAUGAUGCCAACAUCCAACAGUACAAGAGGUUGUUUCAACGCACGUACGCUGAUGAUGUGGAGCUGGCAGUGCGCAAGAAUAUACUGAUGCAGAGCUCCCGACACGCAGCAUCCGGCAAUCGACAAGGGGCUUCCUUCCAACUGGAAGUCAACUUUCUGUCAGAUCGGCUGCAGAUGGAGCGGCGCGUCCUGUUGGGGGUGGAGCCUGACCCCUCCGCCGACCCCGGCCUGCCCUUCCCGCACGAGCGCCCCGAGCUGGACGCGCUACGAGGCCGUCUGCCGCGCAAGUUCGACUGGCGCGAGCGCGGUGCCGUCACCCACGUGCGCAAUCAAGGGCUGUGCAGCUCCUGCUGGGCUCACGCGACCGUUGGCGCAGUAGAGGGCGCUUUGUUCGUGCAGACCGGCCGCCUCGUGCCACUCAGCGAGCAAGCGCUCGUGGACUGCGCCCAGCCGUAUGGUGGCAACGGGUGCAAGGGCACGUGGCCGAGUGCCGCCUACAACUAUAUGAAGAACGAAGGCGUACCUGCACUCGAAGAAUACAGUUACAAAGCUGAAGUGCAGCAAUGCCGCGCUAACAGUGUGCCGCCCGUUACUCGCAUUAGCGGCCAUCUCAACGUCACAAAGAACAAUAUUGUGGCACUGAAGGUGGCGAUCAGGAAAUACGGGCCCACGGUAGUCAUCAUCGAUGGCGAGACAGCCUCCCUAGCCAGUUACAAGAGUGGCUAUUACUCCGAUGGCCGAUGUCGAAAAGGAAAACUGAACCACGCCGUGCUAGCGGUCGGCUGGACAGUGUACCGCGGGGAGACUUACUUCAUCUUGAAGAACUCGUGGUCGACGGUGUGGGGCGAGGAGGGCUACGUGCGCAUGCGCGGCUCGACGAACACGUGCGGCGUGCUGCAGCGCGCGUCGCUGCCCGUGCUGCGCGCCGCCGACGUGCUGCGCGUGCCCGCCGCCGCGCCCGCCGCCGCCAGCGCGCCCGGACUCUGACGCCGGCCUUCUUUACUUCAGCCUCUUAGUCAUUAAACGUUAAGGACAUAAUUUCAUACGUCUGUCUUAU